GUGACCAGGAAAUGCGAACAGAUUGUUUUGACCGUAAGCAAUAAAUCACCUUCUUCUUCCCUGUCGACAGGGCUGUGCCAUCUCGUGUCACCGGUCAAAGGGUUUUCUCAAGCUCACAGAAUGGACGAAACGCUUCGUCUCAAGUCCACUCAACAUUCACUAGAAUGAGAUUGACCCUAUGGAUAACUGAAAUGCGAUUUACUGCUUAAAUUUAACUUUAACUAGGCUACACAUACGGGACUGACGAACAAUUUCACAAUGGGAGACAUCAGAGAAAGGGUUUUAUUGUGCUGUCGGAGCAUUUCCUCGUGUUUCAGAGACCCUGCGGAUGACACCUCACCUGCCACCGAGAAACCGCGUAUUGUAGUGAUAAAGAAUGAGAAUACGAAGGCGCCUAGCCGGGAGUUACCGCCGACACCUGUGGAGAAACCCGGCUACGUUUACGUCGCGCUGUACGACUACACGGCGCGCACGGAUGAUGACCUGAGCUUUAACGCAGGGGAUAAACUGGAGCCUCUCACUAAAGGCGAUGACUGGUGGAUCGCGAGAGGAAUCACCGGGAUUUCGGCAAAUAAAGAGGGAUACAUUCCUGCUAACUAUGUGGCACCCGUAGAAAGCCUCGACGCUGAACCAUGGUAUUUUCCAGAAACCAAGCGCCUGGAUUCCGAGAAGAUGUUGAUGUCUCCAGAAAACAACAAUGGAGCUUUUCUAAUAAGAAACUGUGAAAGCCAGGCGGGAGAACUCUCACUCUCAGUGCUGGUCCAAGGGAAAGUGAAGCAUUAUAAGAUCAGAAAGUUGGAUAACGGUGGCUACUUUGUGUCAAGGACUCAGAAUUUUAUCACACUGAGAGAUCUAGUGGAGCACUACUCCAGAUAUGAAGAUGGCCUCUGUAUUCGUUUGGCAGAACCCUGCAAAAAAACAAUAGCUCCAGAAACUCAUGGUCUGUCUUAUAACACUGUGGAUCAUUGGGAGAUCCCACGUAAAUCUGUACAACUCCUGAAGAAGUUGGGAGCGGGGCAGUUUGGGGAGGUCUUUGAAGGCAUAUGGAACGACACAACAGCUGUUGCUGUCAAAACACUCAAACCAGGAACUAUGGAUCCAAAAGACUUCCUGCGAGAAGCACAGAUAAUGAAGAGACUCCGUCACCCCAAACUAAUCCAGCUAUAUGCCGUCUGCACUAUGGAGGAGCCCAUCUACAUCAUCACAGAGCUCAUGAGCCACGGAAGCCUCCUAGAUUACCUGCAAAAAGACAGAGGUGCUUCUCUGCUAAUGUCUGAACAGAUAGAGAUGGCAGCACAAGUGGCUGCUGGCAUGGCAUACUUAGAGUUGCAGAACUACAUUCACAGAGAUCUUGCGGCACGAAACGUUCUGGUGGGAGAUAACAACGUGUGCAAGGUUGCCGACUUUGGCCUGGCACGAGUUUUUCAGAUGGACAAUGAGGACAGUGGUGAGAACGUUUAUGAGGCCAAAGAAGGAACCAAGUUUCCAGUGAAAUGGACUGCACCCGAGGCCAUCCACGACAACAAGUUUACCAUCAAAUCUGACGUCUGGUCUUUUGGGAUCCUACUGUAUGAAAUUGUGACUUUUGGACAUAUGCCUUACCCAACCAUGACAAACUUUCAGGUGGUGCAACAGUUGCCCAAAGGCUACAGGAUGCCUUGCCCUCUAAACUGCCCCAAAUGUCUGUAUGAAAUCAUGUGUGAUUGCUGGAAGGAUGUCCCUGCAGACAGACCUACCUUCGAAACUCUGCAGUGGAAACUCGAGGACUUCUUUGAUAUUGAUGUCAGCUCUUACGAUGAUGCAAACCGCUACUAAAAGACACUACUACUUACACACUUAGCAGCUUAAUAUAACCACAGAUGAGUCAAGUACUGGGUUUCGACAAGCAAGCCUGAGAUGCCAUUGUGGGAUAAAAUGAACAAACUGCCUUUAUGCAUUCUCAAUGAACACAUUUAAUAUGCUCAAU
Messenger RNA from Rhinichthys klamathensis goyatoka, 1966 nucleotides. It is a transcript of the gene frk, whose product is annotated as fyn-related Src family tyrosine kinase. The transcript has 8 exons. Bases 259 to 1815 code for a protein of 518 amino acids. NCBI's taxonomy places the organism in Eukaryota, Metazoa, Chordata, Actinopteri, Cypriniformes, Leuciscidae. Gene Ontology annotation, molecular function: signaling receptor binding; non-membrane spanning protein tyrosine kinase activity; ATP binding. The record is from RefSeq and is a predicted model, not a curated record. Gene Ontology annotation, cellular component: extrinsic component of cytoplasmic side of plasma membrane. Gene Ontology annotation, biological process: protein phosphorylation; innate immune response; cell surface receptor protein tyrosine kinase signaling pathway.